UUCAGACCGAAUCACGCUAUGGUUCGGUUUAGGAACCGGUACUUCCUCUGCGAGAUUAUCUCUGAAGACCCUCGCUGUCCGCAGUUCAUUGAGGAGCGCAUCGUGCACAAUGCGGUGAAGAAUGCGGUUGCAAGAAUACAUGGAGACUUUGGAGCCGCUUGUUGCUCUAAUGCUUUUUCAGUAAAAUACCUGAAUGCCUACACGAGAGUGGUUCUUUUCUGUUGCCGGAAAGAUUUUUAUCGGCUUCUGUGGUCGUCCCUUCCUUUUAUUACUCAGUUAGAAAAUAGGAGCCAACAUUGCCCCUGCUCUUUUAACACACUUCAUGUUGGAGCAACAAUACGGUCGUGUCAGACAUUCCUUUCAGUACAGCAGGGACCAGCUACUGCUGCGGAACUGUACCAGUGAAGGUAAUUAAUCAUAAUCUGGAAUGUUGGCAUGUCCCUGAGCAAAGCGCAGCCACUUCUUGUGGUUAGCCGGCAGCAGGUGCAGAUGGCCGAGGAGAGCGAUGACUCUGAUGAGGGGCCAGGACCAUCAGGGAGUGGACUGCUGCCUUCAA
Molecule: messenger RNA, 556 nt
Organism: Notechis scutatus (mainland tiger snake)
Lineage: Eukaryota; Metazoa; Chordata; Lepidosauria; Squamata; Elapidae
Source: RefSeq, a predicted model, not a curated record